CACAAACUAUAUCCGUCACAAAUCCCAAUUACCAUCCCGUUUGGCCUCCGCAGAGACCAUUGAGCUCCCUCAGUCUCCUCGAAACGUGUACGAUCCACAACGCUUCCACAAUGCCCUUUCGCACCGCCACGCUGCUCUUCCGCCGAGCUCCCGCACUGCCCUCGAUAACAACGCGUCGCGCGCUCGCGUCGACUCCCAGUUUGCGCUUAAAGGAGGACGCCGAUCGCUCGCCUGAACAAAUAGAGAUGAAGAAGCAGGAGCAAUUGAAGAAGCAGGAACGCGGCGAGGGCCACUGGCAUGAGGAGCUGGCAAGUCGCACGGAGAGUGACAUCGCGGCAGACAGGCAGGAGAAGCACGUGGAGGAUCACGAUGAACACAUGAAUGAGCUUCAGAAACAAACCGCAAAGAAGGGUGAGAAAGGAGAGCUCGAGCUUGCGCAUACAAAUUCCUGCUGCCUUAUGUAUAUGAUUAUUGCAUAG
Molecule: messenger RNA, 479 nt
Organism: Trematosphaeria pertusa
Lineage: Eukaryota; Fungi; Ascomycota; Dothideomycetes; Pleosporales; Trematosphaeriaceae
Exons: 2
Coding region: 111-479 (122 amino acids)
Source: RefSeq, a predicted model, not a curated record